GUUUCGCCGUUCAAGAGUUCAAUCAUCAGAUUUCACAAUGACAGACACCGCAGUCGCAACUUCAACACCCGCUCCAGCAGUGGCCAAAACUAGUCCUAAGAAGAAGGUCGCUGCAAAGGCCAAACCUGCCGCUUCUGCUCACCCGAGCACUGCGAUCAUGGUUACCGCAGCGAUUAAGGAACUCAAGGACAAGAAAGGUUCGACUCUGCAGGGAAUCAAGAAGUACAUGGCCGCCAACUACAAAGUCGAUUCGACCAAAUUGGCUCCGUUCAUCCGCAAAUUCCUGAAGGCCGCCGUCGCAAAAGGACUUUUGGUCCAAACCAACGGUUCUGGUGCAUCGGGUCAUUUCAAAUUGGCCGCGGAGACGAAAAAAUCCGUUCCUAAGAAGAAGAUCGUUGCCAAGAAACCAGCUGCCAAAAAGGCGCCUGUUGCUGCAGCCAAAAAGAGGAAAUCGCUGGUGAAAAAGUCCAAGGCGGAACCGGCUGCGAAAAAAGCCAAGAAAGAGGUAGCUGCUCCCAAGCCGAAGGCCGUUAAACCUGCCAAGGCUAAAAAGACGACUGCUGCUAUUAAGACCAAAGCCCCCAAAGCCAAAAAGUCUCCGGUAAAGAAAACCGUACCCAAAAAAAAAUAAAUCCACACUAGCAGAGUGUUUAACGUACUCUUUAUAAAACGGUCCUUCUCAGGACCA
Sipha flava (yellow sugarcane aphid) is the source of this 688-nucleotide messenger RNA. Its product is annotated as histone H1A, sperm-like. The record is from RefSeq and is a predicted model, not a curated record. NCBI's taxonomy places the organism in Eukaryota, Metazoa, Arthropoda, Insecta, Hemiptera, Aphididae. The transcript has a single exon. Gene Ontology annotation, biological process: negative regulation of DNA recombination; nucleosome assembly; chromosome condensation. Bases 38 to 631 code for a protein of 197 amino acids. Gene Ontology annotation, molecular function: nucleosomal DNA binding; structural constituent of chromatin; double-stranded DNA binding. Gene Ontology annotation, cellular component: nucleus; nucleosome.